ACCAAUCAGAACAACUUUUGUAGGCUCUCUGCAGUCGCCAACAUACCGAAGGAACCGCAUUAUUGUUGUGCUACACGUGUUUUUAGCUCAUAUGAGUAUACAUGUUUGUUUGUUUUACCUUAUAGUUCAGCGAUCGCGCGGUAAACAUCUACUGCAACGCAGAGGGACUUUUACUUUGUCGAGCAAGCGUUUGCGUAUGAAUCGUGCGCCAUAGAUCCUUUACUACUGCUGCUCUGCUAAGCGCCAAUGAAUCUUAACAGAAUGAGCAGUGGACCGAAUGAGGAGAACCUCAUGAUGAUGACGAAGGACGACCUCCAGCGCUGGAUCCAAGCAGAGGUGAACAAAAACCCUCAGCUGGUCCAGAGACACGAACAGCUGGCGCAGGUGGAGGAGUGGGUCAAGCAGAAGGAAAGUGAUGCCACCCACACCCGAAUACUGUACAACAGUGCCUGCGAAUCAGUCCUUGAGUGCGAGUCAGUGAUGAAAGGUCUUUAUGGGAUGCUGGGAUUGGACUACCGAGAUGUCGACUCGGAGGAAGAAGAAGGAGGGGUCAAAGAACCACAGGACGUCAUUCAGAUCCUAGACGAUGAGGCUGGGGAGGAAAAGAGUCGGCGUGAUGAUGAUGAUGAUAUUGUGUUCGUUGAUAUGGGUGCUACCAAAGAAACUUUGGAGCCCAUGCUCGAAAAGGUGACUGUAGCCAUUGAGAAGUCAUCCAGACUAGUUCAGGAUUUAGUCCAGAUGGUGACCAAAACAUCCUCCAUAAGAGCAGAUUCAUCAUCGGACAUCUCCAUCAGACCUUCAUCGAUCUCAACCCCAGAGAUGAGGCCUUCAAUCACACCUGCAUGUGAUUUCACAAAAAGCCUGGAACCAACUGACAGCUCCAUUGCAAUAGUAAAGACUGAAUCAUUGUCAAUGGCAACAACUCCUAAAAUGUACAGUACAGAACAUCCUGUUAGUACCCAUAAUUCGGAUUUCACUGCAAAAAUCAAGACCGAACCUCAAUCGACAGCAUUAACGCCUGAGAUACCCUCACUUCACAAUUGCAAAGAUCAAAAAACACUCUUCAGUCAUGACUGCUCAUCCUUAGCAUCAGUUAAGCGUGAACCUGAAAUGAUGUCCGUGACUCCUCCCAUCAUAAGUGCUGGUUAUGAUUCGGAUGCCGUAGCUGCCGUUAAAACUGAACCUCAACUCACACCGAUCAUUUCUAACAUUUCCUCACUUUCUAGCAAUUCCCACCCAUUUUCAGUUAAAACUGAACUUCAAUCGAAGCCAGUGUUUUUUGAAAUUCCUCCUCUUUCUAGCAAGUUGGAAAAAUUUGAAACGACUGUGGAUCACAAAUCGGAUUCCAUGGUUACACUUAAGACUGAACUACUAUUGACAACAUUAAAAACUGAACAACCCAAAACUAUUCCCGAUCCAAGCUUGGAUUUGCGUGCCAUUAAAACUGAACCUCAACUGGCAGCAAUAACUCCUGAACCGUCUUCAUCGCCAAGCGUUUCGAAACAACCUCAAAGUACUCCAAGUUGUAAUUCACCAUCAAAGACUACUGAGAUGUCCUCUGAACCGCCGUCUGAACCGUCAAACAACUCUGAACAAGACAACACUAUUUCCAGUAAUAAAUCGCCACCUACAAACAAAAAGGCAGUCAAAAGGAAGAAAUCGAAAUCCCCCGAGCCAUCACCGAGUACCAAGGCCAAGCUGAAAUCUUCUGCAACUGCGUCACCCGUCUCCCACACAUCCAGCUCACAAAAAGAAACGGCAAGGUCAGCUUCACAUGCAGAGAGUAGUGAUGACACAGAGCUUUAUGACACAGAGGAGCUUGACAGCCAUACACAAAGUGAUGAAACCCCUAACCCACCCUCAGAGUCAUCAAGUAAUACAGCUGCUAAAAAUACCACCAGCAAUCAAGUAACCAGCCCACCUCCAGUUAUCAAAAAACCUGCUGCUUCUGCGAAACCUUCAGAAGCUAAACGAGCUUCCAGUGCACCAUCCAGCAAGUCCUCGGAGCCAACUAAAACGCAUGCAGAGAUAAAAUUAAAGGUCGACAUGGUUGCAUUGGGGAAGGGGAAGAAAAAUGCAUGGUAUCGAGGAACAGUGGUAGAAACUCAAACACCAGAAAAUGACAACAAGUACAAGUUGGAGUUUAAGAAGGGUAAAAUAUACAAGAUUCCUCCUCAUCACCUGGCCUGUAUGAACCCACCCCUGCUUAAGGAUCUGUUCAUUGGCUGUCGGGUUGUGGUCAGCUAUAAAGAUGCUGAAGAAAAGACGUGUUUCGGUGCCGCCGUGCUUGCUGAACUUCCAGAUCGCAAGAAUCGCAUGAGGUUUCUGGUGUUUUAUGAUGAUGGACGGGUAGCUUAUGUGGCACUACCAGACCUUCAUCUCGUCUGCAAACAAUUGAAAAAGGUUUGGAGGGACAUAGACGAUGAGACCUGCCGGUCGCAGGUGAAGGAGUAUCUACGUGUCUAUCCUAACCCAAUUGCUGUGGUGCUUCGUGUGGGCCAAGACACCAAGGCGGAACGUGAUGGCAAAUUUGAGCCCUGCACGGUUGACCAGUUGGAUGGAAGCCUGAUACAGAUUAGCUUUAAGAGAGACAAACAAAAGGAGUGGAUUUAUAAAGGCUCAGACAAGCUGGAACACAUUGUUACUAUCAAAAAACGUCUGGCUCAACAGAAAACACAACCGUCCAAUAAAACAGCAGGAAACUACACCUCAGUGAACACUGCUUCAUCUCAUGUAACCCGACAAGCCAGCGUGCCCAACAAAACACCAUCUCAGAGUCCUCAAAACGCCACGACGGCUGCGUCUGCCACACAGAAAACACAGAACACCGAUGCCACAGUCACCAAAACACCAUCUCAAAGCUCUCAAAACGACACUCCAGCUGUGUCUCCAACAAGCGUAACACCUCAAACUAAUACCACAGUUACCAAACCACCAUCUGUUAGCCCUAAAGAGGUCACACCAGCUGUGUCUUCCACACUUGUAAAACCACAAACUGUUAACAAAAUCACUGAUGCACCAUCUAUUAGCUUUCAAAAUGCCAGGUCAGCUGCAUUACAACCAAAGGUUGUCCUGCAGAAGUUGGCCAUGCCCUUUUCCAUCCCAUCAGCUGGUAAUGUAUCAAAGGCUGCCAUACAAACAGUCAAAUCUGUUACAGCAGUCGAUGACCCAAAUUUAAGAAGUGCAAAGCGACCUUCGCCUGAUGAGGAGGAAGAUCAUGUAUUUGAGAAAGACCAGCCCAAGUUUACAAACUUGUAUCAUCGCUGUUGUCCGGCGUGCCUGGAUGGGGUGAGACCGAAACAUGUUGACAUGCACCAUGGUCAAAACCCACUUCAAAUUCCACUGCUUUUUAAAUUUCGGCGGAUGACUGCCCGGCGACGCCUGGAUGGAAAGGUGUUUUUUCACAUCUUCUAUCGUUCUCCGUGUGGGAGGAGCCUGUGCGACAUGCAGGAAGUGCAAGUGUACCUGUUUGAAACACAGUGUGAUUUUCUCUUCUUGGACAUGUUCUGCAUGGACCCGUUUGUCCUUGUAAAUCGUGCCCGACCCCCCUCCACGUCAACCAGUCAACCUAACCUAUAUCUGCCGGACAUAUCGGAGGGCAAAGAGGUUCUCCCGGUGCCCUGUGUUAAUGAGGUGGACCAUACACCCGCUCCUAGCAUCAGAUACACCAAAGACAGAAGUCCGGCUCCAGGUGUCUCCAUUAAUACGAGUUUAGAUUUCUUAACCGGCUGUGACUGCACGGAUGGCUGCCGCGACAGGACAAAGUGUUCAUGUCAUCAGAUGACCAUUGAGGCUACAUCCCUAUGCAGUGGAGGUCCUGUAGACGUUACUGCUGGGUAUACGUAUAAGAGACUGCAGACAACUCUGCCAACAGGGGUGUACGAGUGUAACCCUCUCUGCCGCUGCAACCACCGAAUCUGCAGUAACAGACUGGUUCAACACGGCCUGCAGUUGCGGCUGGAGCUCUUCAUGACUCAACACAAAGGCUGGGGCAUCCGCUGCAAAGACGACGUGGCCAAAGGAACCUUCGUAUGCGUUUUCACUGGUAAAGUCAUGACAGAAGAUAAAGUGAAUGAAGAUGACAUGGUGUCUGGUAACGAGUAUUUGGCCAAUCUUGACUUCAUUGAGGGGGUGGAGAAACUGAAGGAGGGUUAUGAAAGCGAGGCGUACUGCUCGGACACAGAGACCGAAAGCAACAAGAAGACUAUAACCAUGAAAACGGGUCCGUUGUGGAAAAAUACCAUCUUUCAUGAGGACUCUAGCAGUGGGGAAGAAAAAGAUGAAGCUAUGCAGCUGGACACUGAUAAAGUGAAGACGGAUGGACAAGAAGCUUCAGGCCCAAAACGUUGCUUCGCCAUAAAGUCGUUUGAGAGAAGAGUCAAACUUCUAGAAACGUCUGAUGCACGGAAAGAGAAAACUUGGAAAGCCCAACUUGCCAACAACACUCGCAGACUGUUCGAUGGAGAGGAAACGUGCUACAUCAUUGACGCGAGGCAGGAGGGCAACCUCGGACGCUUCAUCAAUCAUAGCUGCAGUCCCAAUUUGUUUGUCCAGAAUGUCUUUGUUGACACGCAUGACCUCCGGUUCCCCUGGGUUGCAUUUUUUGCCAGCAAGCGUAUUAAAGCUGGCACAGAGUUGACAUGGGAUUAUAACUACGAGGUGGGCAGCGUUGAAGGGAAGGUCUUGCUUUGCUGUUGUGGUUCAUCACGUUGCACAGGAAGAUUGCUAUGAUUUUCAUGUUCAUCUUAAGAAACAACACUAAAUAUAACUGAACUGGACUGUUUUACAAGCCUAUUAGAAAUGUAUUUGUGGCAUCAUUUAAAACAGAAUUCCAAUAAUAUGACCCCUUCGAUAUAAAUUAGGUUUGUGUUGUUUUUUAUUUGUUUUUAUUAUUCUUAAUGUCUUGUUUGUAUACUAAUUGUAAAUAAAAUGUUCAAAUAUGAAAAUUAAGCUUUCUAAGAAA
This is a messenger RNA of Misgurnus anguillicaudatus (oriental weatherfish), 4963 nucleotides long. RefSeq names its product SET domain bifurcated histone lysine methyltransferase 1a (gene setdb1a). Gene Ontology annotation, cellular component: nucleus. Lineage: Eukaryota; Metazoa; Chordata; Actinopteri; Cypriniformes; Cobitidae. Gene Ontology annotation, molecular function: protein binding; histone H3K9 methyltransferase activity; zinc ion binding. Gene Ontology annotation, biological process: negative regulation of gene expression; heterochromatin organization. The record is from RefSeq and is a predicted model, not a curated record.